AAAAUCUGUGAUUUCUUAUCGGUAUUAGACGAUAAUCUUAGUAAAAUAAAUGAUAAAAGACACUUGACAUCCCAUGGACUUAGUACUUAUAAAAAGACUUAUACCUCCGAAAAAUACUAUUAACAAUAAAGACACUUAUCACCAUCAAUUAAAGUAUACUUUUAAUUGCUCUUUGAAUCGAGCAAAAUAGUCAUAACGGAGGCCGUAUGUCUCGUUCUUUCAUCUUGCCACUAUAAAAAAAUAUCGUUCACUAAAAAUUUAAACUUCAAUAUCCUUAGUGUAAACAUUUGCAUUUAAAUGGUAUCUGUUUCAAUCACAUUAAUUUCGUUGUUAUCAAGGUUUUAUUGUUCAUUUAUUUUCUACUGAAUUAAAAAAAAAUUAGAUGUCGCUACGAUACAUUCUUGAUUUCUCCAUGACAACCCUUUCGGUUUUAUUUCAUUUUUAAAGUAAAUUAGUUCUCAAAACUCAAACAACUCAUAGUCUAUUUGUACUUUAUUGUAUUUAUAUUGAUAUCUAAGUUUCGAACUUUUCAUCAUUUUAACUAUUGGAAUGUAUAAAAAACUUUUGAAAUAAGAAUACCAAUAAGGAAGUAUUAAAAAAAAGAAAUCACAAAAAAGCACCCCCACUAGAUGGCGACUCUAGCAAAAGUUGAUUUUUGCAGGAAACGAAUGGACCAAAGAUAUUCAUUUCCGUUCCUAUUAACUAACAUAUGAAAAAACUGAAACAAUACAAAUGGGAAAAAGUACAAAUAGAAUAUGAGUUAUUUAUUAAGUUUUGAAAACUAAUUUACUUUUAAACAUUAUAAAUUUCUUUUCAGUGUUCACCUUUAUCAAUCAUGAAAAUAAUUAAGAUUACGAUUAAACACUUUUAUCAUAAUCUCUAAUAAUUAAUUUGAUUACAUUUUGCCCAACUCUGUGUAUCAAAACGAUAUAUUGGACUAUCAAUUUAUCAAUAUUUAUAUGGGUUUUUGGAACAUCGUUGCAUCCCUAUAUAUGUCAAAAUUUUUAUGAUUCUGGUUUUUAUUGUUGAUCGGAGAUUCUAGUUUUAAAAUAAUUAGAUAUCUUUUCGAUAUAGCAUUAAUGUAAUGAUAAUGACAAGUUAUCAAUAACAUACGACACUUUAGAUGUGUAGUAAUAAUAAACACUAAAUCUCGUACAACAAAUUUGACAAAGAUCAGAGCAAUGGAUAAAGAAACUGAGAGCAAUGCCACUUUACAAGAAGAAUCGUCGGAAAAUACAGAAGAAAAUGAUAAGGAAGCACUAAAUGAAUAUAUAAAUAAUCUCGAAUUAAGAAUCAAACAAAAGUCAGAAAUGAGGCAUCAAAACUUGAACUGUGUUCGACCACCAGAUAACCAUUUCUCUAAACUAGAUUCUGGUCUAAAGAAAAAUACUACAUUUGUUAAAAAGCUAAAAUCCUUUAGUGCUACCCAAAUGGAUGCACUUCUUAAAGAUUUCAGCACUUUGAAUCUAACUAAAUAUAUAUCAGAAGUGGCAGCUGCCAUAGCAGACGCGAAAUUGAAAAUGUCUGAUAUUCCAGCUGCAAUAAAUUUAUGUUCCUCACUUCAUCGCACUUACGCCGAAUUUGCAUCGAACUUCUUUGAAAAUUGGCAAAAAAUAUUGACUUUUAAAGCUACUGACAAAAUUGCUAAUUCAUCAAAGUUGCGAGUUGAUAUUAGGUUCUAUGCAGAGUUGGUUGCAGUUGGCAUAUUCCCUAAUAAAAUGGGUUUGCCGUUAUUGGGAAAUGUACUUACUGUGCUUAUUAAUAUGGAUAAAGAAGAACAUAAUAACAUAUCAAUUUUACUGUCUUUUUGUAAACACUGUGGAGAAGAUUAUGCAGGUUUAAUGCCCAAAAAAAUUAGAGAUUCAGCAGAAAAAUACAAUGUAACUGUACCAAGAAACACAUUCUUGCCAGCAGAAAAACAAACUGCAGUGAGAACUUUAUUAAAGGAAUAUUUUUUGUCUUUGACAAAACAUUUGCUAGCAGAGAGAACACAGCUGCAAACUUUGCAUGCUGCAAAUCAAAGAACACUGCACACUCGUGGAGAGCUGUCACAAGAGAGAAAGGAUCAAUUAGAACAACAUCAGGCCAUGUAUGAUAAGUUACUAUUGGGGGCACAAAACUUCGCUGAAGUUCUGGGAGAAGAACUUGGUGAAGCUGGAGAACCUCCUACAUUAACCAUGACAGUAAUUGAGACACAAGGCACAGUGACCAUAGGUGGUAGUGAGGAGUUCAACAUGCAAGCUGGCACUGAUCCAUGGCAGGAUGAAGAUACACGCACUUUUUAUACCAGUUUACCAGAUUUGAAAGUAUUUAUGCCUAAUUAUCAAUUAAAAGAGACAGUAAAAAGUAAGGCGGAGACAGUAACAGAAGAAAUGCUUGAUGAAGACCUGAAGGAGGAUGAGUUAAGUGACAAUGAGGAGCCCCCUACAGUCCCAGAUGUGGAACAGGAAGAUACACAACCAUCAAACAUCUCCAACAAGUAUGCUCUUGACGCUUUUCUGAAUGAACUACCAAAUUGCAUAAAUCGAGAACUGAUUGAUAAUGCUGCUGUGGAUUUUGUUUUGAAUCUCAAUACUAAGAAUAAUCGAAAAAAGCUCACUAGAGUUCUUUUUAGUGUGGCCAGGACAAGGUUAGAUCUAUUACCUUUCUAUUCAAGAUUUGCAGCAAUACUGUACCCAGUUCUACCUGAUGUUUGUAUGGAUCUAUGUCAGAUGUUGAAACAGGACUUCAAGUAUCAUGUCAGGAAAAAGGAUCAAAUAAAUAUUGAAUCAAAGAUAAAAGUGGUAAGGUUUAUUGGAGAACUAGUAAAAUUUGGGUUGUACUCAAAAAUGGAAGCUUUAUAUUGUUUAAAGGUCCUCUUACACGACUUUAAACAUCAUCAUAUUGAAAUGGCUUGUAAUUUGUUGGAGACAUGUGGCCGAUAUUUGUAUUGUAACCCGGAUACGCACCAAAGGACAAUGAUAUAUUUACAGCAAAUGAUGAGGAAAAAGACAGUCUCUGCCCUUGAUUCCCGUUACGUAACACAAAUUGAGAAUGCAUUUUACUAUGUGUGUCCUCCGGAGGCUCCCGCUCAGCCGAAAGAAGAAGAACUUCCAAUGCAUCAGUUCAUUAGGAAAAUUCUGCAUGAAGAUCUGCAGAAAAGCAAUGAAGAGAAAAUUCUUAGAUUGAUGAGGAAAUUAAAUUGGGAAGAUCCAGAAUUAGCAGCUGUUGCGAUUCAACAUUUAGCUGGAGGGUGGAGAGUUAGGGCUAGUGCUCGGAGAGCAUUGGCACGGCUCACUGCGGAAUUAGCCGCAUGGCAAGAAGUAGUUGCAUCAGCCGUUGUCGACACUAUUCUUGAAGAAAUAAGGGUGACAAUGGAAGAUCCACACCCCAAAUACAAUCAAAGAAGAAUAGCAACCGUGAGAUAUCUUGGGGAGUUAUAUAAUUAUAAGCUUUUGGAUUCUCGUGAUGUAUUUAAUGUUUUAUACUCUUUUAUUACAUUUGGAGUAACAAACGAUCAAAAUAAUAUAUCGCCACUUGAUCCCCCAGAUAACGUGUUCAGAAUAAGACUUGUCUGUGCAUUGCUGGAAACUUGUGGAGCUUAUUUUAAUAGUGGAUCUAGUAAAAAGAGAUUAGACUACUUCCUUAUAUUUUUCCAAAACUAUUUUUGGUUUAAAUAUUCAGAUCCAUAUUGGACAGACGAAAAUAAGUUUCCAAUAUAUGUGAAAUAUAUUUAUCAAGAGUGCCUCACGACUCUUAGACCAAAGAUAACUUUGUUUACAAAUUGGCAGCAAUGUAAAGAUGCUAUAGAAGAACUUAGACAGACUUUAUACCCCGAGUUAGGUGAAGAAGAACAGUAUGAAAAUGAGGAUCAAGGUGAUGAUAGUGUGAAUGAAGGUUUGGACACUAUUAUAGAAACAGAUGAUGAAACUGACAAUCCACAGUUGCCCGAUGAAAGUUCCGAUGAGGAGCCCAAUACAGAAAACACAGGAAAUUAUGACAACGAAAUACCAGCUGAUUCGGAUGAACUUGCCAUUGAAGCUAGAAGGCCUGGUCCAAAGCCUGUGGAAGAUAUGGAAUUCGAAUCUGCCUUUGAGAAAAUGGUAAUGGAGAAUAUUGCCGAGCGGCAGCGUGAAAACAGACCGCAGCAGCGCGACAUCGCCGUGCCAAUGACGUGUCGGCAAACCACCAAGAAAACGUAUGAACAACUGCUGCAAGGAAAAGAGGGCGUGGAGUUUGUACUGAUGGUGAGGAAAGGCACGAAACCCCAAUAUAAAUCUUUUAACGCACCGCCGGAGCUCGCUAGCAAUUUGCAACAACAGGCGUUAGCUGAUAAACAAGAGAUGGAAAGAGUUAAACGUUUAACGCUCAACAUAUCAGAAAGACAAGAAGAGGAGGAGUACAGUGCUGAAAGUGGUGGGGGAUCUGGUGGUAGUGGCAAUCCGAACCGUGGACAACACGUGCGACAGAAGUACCAGCAUCCGAAAGGAGCACCUGACGCAGAUCUCAUAUUCGGUCCGAAAAAGUUUAAAUAAAUAUUGAUGUAAAAUUGAGGUAUAUUAAUAUAAAAAAUAAACAUAUUAAAUCUGUGUCUUAUUUU
This is a messenger RNA of Diatraea saccharalis (sugarcane borer), 4579 nucleotides long. Lineage: Eukaryota; Metazoa; Arthropoda; Insecta; Lepidoptera; Crambidae. The record is from the annotation of a GenBank genome assembly.